This is a messenger RNA of Cavenderia fasciculata, 429 nucleotides long. RefSeq lists its product as uncharacterized. The transcript has 3 exons. The record is from RefSeq and is a predicted model, not a curated record. Lineage: Eukaryota; Evosea; Eumycetozoa; Acytosteliales; Cavenderiaceae. The coding region runs from base 1 to 429 and encodes 142 amino acids.
AUGGCAAACAUCGAUCAGACAUUUGUUCAAUCCAAUUCCCCUCCAAAGAUACAUGCCAGUCUAGAGCAAAAACCGGCGGAGGCCAGCGAAAUUAUUCGCAACGCAUUGACGAAAUCGUUUGACUCUUUGGUAACAAUCACUCAGCUCAUAGGUUCUCCAGGUACCUUUGAUGCACCUCACAAGUUGGUUCAUCUUGUUCCUUCAAAGGAUUCUUGCUCAUCACAUCUCGAGUUUGGCACUGCAUACAUAGCCCGUGCAGUUUUCGACCACCUCGCUCUCCACUCUGCCGCGAAACUUGUUGAUAUAUUUCAAAAUCCUUCUUCUGACAAUGCAUUGGUUGGAAAGCUCUUUGAGGUUUUUGCUAUGGGUGUUCUCCUAAGAGGAGGUAAUUGGACCAUUGUGUCAAAGGAUUGCAAAACAGAUGUGUGA